GAUUAUAGGCAUGAGCCACUGUUUGCAGCCCCUAUUUUUCCAAAUGAAGAGACUGAGCCCCAAAAGGAUAAAGUCUGUUUCAUCAGCUUAUACAACUGGACUGAGGUAUAGAAGGCAAGCAUUUCGGGGGGACUGGCCCAGCGUACUUUAUUCAUGCCAGCAUCACUGGCAAAUCCCAACACUUAAAAGCGUUCAUCACUUUGUUGAUCACAGACACACGGACAGACCAAGUACCACAUAGGUGGUGUGUUUUUGAUCAGUUAGUCUCAGGGUCUCUCCGGGAAUUUAAUGGACUCAAACAGUUGCACAGGGUGUGACUGUAAGGUAACAGAUGGCAUUUACAGAAAUCAAGCAGGAAAGACAAUCCCACCACUUCAUAGACAUACUUCAUGUCAGCAUGGGGGCAGAGGUUCUACUGAGAGCUGACAUCUAUAGAACACUUCCCCUGUGCAUCCUCACUUAAUCCUCCCGGCAAGCCCACUGCUGUUUCCACGUUUUACAGACGAGGAAAUGGCGCUCAGGGAGUUCAGUGACUUGCCUGAGCCGGAGCUGAGUGUAGUGACGGAGCCAGGCCUUGAACCCCGGCAGCCAGACUCUUCGCCCGUGCCGUCACCCUCUGUGCGGCCCUGGGGGGCGGCUGAUGAACACAGUUCAUCAAAAACGAACUGUGAUCCGACAGAUGAAAGCCGAGGUCUGUGAACGUGUGAAUGUUCUUUUGUGAACCGAAAUGUGCUUCAGUUGUUUUCUCUGUGUGUCAGGGAAGAGAGACCAUGAACUCCCAGCUCGUUGGGCAAAGGGCUGAUUUAUGAGGAUUUGCUCAACUCUAACCAGCUGGUUAACAACACGGAGCUUUUAACGUUUCCAGGGGAGGAAAUGAAUAAACAGGCAUUUGGGAUGAAGUCCACUGAGUCUGUGGGACUGGCUGAAAGGUGAAUUCAGUUGGAAGAAGUUUUGACAUACAAUGCAGACAUCUCUUGACCCAGUUUUGAAUCAGAGUUCUCAGUAAACAAAGUCAAGAAAUUAGAAUUUCUGGGUCAAUUCCACAUUUCAUAGGCGACGUCAAAAGAAAUAUUUAUUUUGGGGGAAGGUUACCUGGUUUAGGUGGAAUAAGUCAGAUGGAAACGCAAAAUGAGUUACCCAGAUGAUGGGUGUUCUUUAUUGAUUUUAAAUUCAAUAAAAUGAUCAUCAGAAAUUCUCAAUUAGAACGUUUAUGUUUUAUCUAGUAUUUUAACUAUAAAUGGCUUGUACAUGUUUGAGAGUCUUUUAUCCUGUGGAAUACAUGAAACCAUACUGCAUUUAAUUUAAUUUUUUUAGAAAAUCAAAUACCACCAGCUCCCUGCUUUCCAUGGCCUUUUGGCCCUUUGGAAAAACGCAGAAUUAGGAUAUUUUGGUAGAAUUAACAUAGCAGGCUAAAAUUUCUAUAAUCCUUCAGUGAUUUCUCAGAAACAAAAGCCAUGUGGUGGUGGUCAAGCUCGUGCCCAGCAUAAAAUGACCGGAAGUGUAAACUGGUUAGGGGCUGAUUCUGUUCAGAACCAUAAUCAGAACAGACCAGCUCUGCUUCUGUUCUCAGGUUCCCUCAGCGUGUGCUUUGCUUCCUCAUCUCCCCUGGGUCACUCCCCUGUGGCAGGGAACAUGGACCCUUCCUGAGAGCCAGUGACUGUGCUAGAGUUGAUCGUGUUCCCGAAGAAUUCUCUGAGCUUCCUUCUGCUUUGGGGGAAUGAGAGGUUCUGAAAGUCUUUUGUGCUCGUGAAAGGAGCCUGGUUUAGAAGGCUCUCGUCAGACUCUGGCAGGAUCAUUCAGGUUACAUGUGAAAAAAAGGGAAAGAGGACAGGAAAAUACAGGAAAAAAAUGCUUGGAGAAUAUUAUAAUAUUUAUUUGCUUCUAAAUCAGAAUAAAUGGGCAGCUUUCCACAAAAGCCAAAAUAGACUGCACCCUCGUUACCUGGAUCUGUGGAUGACAUUCAUCCAUUCAUCCUGCUAGUUUUAUUGCGAAGGCUGAAAAAGUCAUAUUAAUGCAAUUUUAAAAAAUAUUUUUUUCAGAAAUUAGGGCCAGACUGGGCUUUAGAAAUAAGUAACUUAAAGUUGCUUGGGAUAUGAGGGGACAUGAAGAGAGAGAAAAGAUUUCUGUCUCUGUGUUAGGCAUUUCAGCUGAUUCUUUUAGAAUAAUUUUUGCCCGCUGUGUCUGUCAACCAUGGCUUGGCUAAUCCAGCCUGGCGCUCAUGGAGGUUGCGUGUCUCCAAAUCAACAAGGCAUCAAGUAUUUCACCAUCACUUAGUGUACAUUUACCUGUGGGAGAAUGCAACAUAAAAAUAUACCCAUCGUGGUGACAGUUUGACUUGCAGGGAAGAGUAAGGUCUACAGCUGCCCUGCAAAGGGCAGACACUGCCAGGUAAGGGCACUGGACUUCUUGUUCACUUGUCUGUGAUCCUUUCUGUCGCCUUAUGACUGCUGCUUCCCAGGAAUGGGGUUUGGAGUAAGAUGCUUCAUCACAAGUCUGUUUUCAUAAUUGUAAAAUGUGGAAUGAUCUUCAUAAUUUGCAAGAUUGCUGUGAGAGUGAUAUUAGGUAGAAGGUGAAUGGCUCUUUGAGAGUCAUAGAUGGCCUGUGCUUUGUUAAAUAGAAGGUGUUAAUAGCCAAGUAAUGAAUUGUGUUAACUUUACUCAAGGAAAACUCUCAGCUCCACUGCUGAAAACUCAUCCCCUCUCCCAGGCAACCAUUUGGAGGCCCAGGCCAGAGGCUGGACCAGGAGGAUUGGAUGCGUCGGUGCUGUCCAUCCCUCCUGCUGCACAAACCACUCAGCCACAGAUCCUCUUGGAUGGACUACCAUGAAAGGAUGAAAGUCCUGGACAGACUUAUCACAGAGAGAGAAGAAACGCAAUCACUAUGCAGCCACAGAAUGUCCAGGGGCUCAGCAAAGUCAGUGAGGAACCUUCAACAUCGAGUGACGAGAGGGCCUCAUUGAUCAAGAAAGAGAUCCAUGGGUCCCUGCCACACCUGGCGGAGCCCUCUGUGCCGUACCGUGGGACGGUGUUUGCCAUGGACCCCAGGAAUGGUUACAUGGAGCCCCACUACCACCCUCCUCAUCUUUUCCCUGCCUUCCAUCCUCCUGUACCAAUUGAUGCCAGACAUCAUGAGGGCCGUUACCAUUAUGAUCCGUCUCCGAUUCCUCCAUUGCAUAUGACUUCUGCCUUAUCUAGUAGCCCUACAUAUCCGGACCUGCCCUUCAUUAGGAUCUCCCCACACCGGAACCCCGCUGCUGCUUCUGAGUCUCCCUUCAGCCCUCCACAUCCCUACAUUAAUCCGUACAUGGACUAUAUCCGCUCCUUGCACAGCAGUCCGUCACUCUCCAUGAUCUCAGCAACCCGUGGGCUGAGCCCUACAGAUGCUCCCCAUGCAGGAGUCAGCCCAGCAGAAUACUAUCAUCAGAUGGCCCUGCUAACCGGCCAGCGCAGCCCCUAUGCAGACAUUAUUCCCUCAGCUGCCACCGCCGGCACGGGGGCCAUCCACAUGGAAUAUCUUCAUGCUAUGGAUAGCACCAGAUUCCCCAGCCCCAGGCUGUCAGCCAGGCCGAGCCGAAAACGUACACUGUCCAUAUCACCACUGUCCGAUCAUAGCUUUGACCUUCAGACCAUGAUAAGGACGUCUCCCAACUCUUUGGUCACGAUUCUCAAUAAUUCCCGUAGCAGCUCUUCAGCAAGUGGCUCUUAUGGCCACUUAUCUGCUAGUGCAAUCAGCCCAGCCUUGAGCUUCACCUACUCUUCUGCGCCCGUCUCUCUCCACAUGCAUCAGCAGAUCCUAAGCCGACAGCAGAGUUUAGGUUCAGCCUUUGGACACAGCCCUCCACUUAUCCACCCUGCCCCAACUUUUCCAACACAGAGGCCUAUUCCAGGGAUCCCCACGGUUCUGAACCCCGUCCAGGUCAGCUCCGGCCCUUCCGAGUCCUCACAGAACAAGCCCACGAGUGAGUCUGCAGUGAGCAGCACUGGUGACCCGAUGCACAACAAGAGGUCCAAGAUCAAACCCGAUGAAGACCUCCCCAGCCCAGGGGCUCGGGGGCAGCAGGAACAGCCCGAAGGAACAACCCUUGUCAAGGAGGAAGGGGACAAAGAUGAAAGCAAACAGGAGCCUGAAGUCAUCUAUGAGACAAACUGCCACUGGGAAGGCUGCACGAGGGAGUUCGACACCCAAGAGCAGCUUGUGCACCAUAUAAAUAACGACCAUAUUCAUGGAGAGAAGAAGGAGUUUGUGUGCCGGUGGCUGGACUGCUCAAGAGAGCAGAAACCCUUCAAAGCCCAGUAUAUGUUGGUAGUGCAUAUGAGAAGACACACGGGCGAGAAGCCUCACAAAUGCACUUUUGAAGGUUGCACAAAGGCCUACUCGAGACUAGAAAACUUGAAAACACACUUGAGAUCUCACACUGGAGAGAAACCAUACGUCUGUGAGCACGAAGGUUGCAACAAGGCUUUCUCAAAUGCCUCUGAUCGCGCCAAGCACCAAAACAGAACGCAUUCCAAUGAGAAACCAUAUGUGUGUAAAAUCCCAGGCUGCACUAAGCGUUACACAGACCCAAGCUCCCUCCGGAAACACGUGAAGACAGUGCAUGGCCCAGAGGCUCAUGUCACCAAAAAGCAACGUGGGGACAUCCAUCCUCGGCCCCCACCCCCGAGAGAUUCCGGCAGCCAUUCACAGUCCAGGUCGCCUGGCCGGCCCACUCAGGGAGCCCUCGGUGAGCAGCAGGACCUCAGCAACACUACCUCAAAGCGGGAAGAAUGCCUCCAGGUGAAAACCGUCAAGGCAGAGAAGCCCAUGACAUCUCAGCCAAGCCCUGGUGGUCAGUCUUCAUGCAGCAGCCAACAGUCCCCCAUCAGCAACUAUUCCAACAGUGGGCUCGAGCUUCCUCUGACCGAUGGAGGUAGUAUAGGAGACCUCAGUGCCAUUGAUGAAACCCCAAUCAUGGACUCGACCAUUUCCACUGCAACCACAGCCCUUGCUUUGCAAGCCAGGAGAAACCCGGCAGGGACCAAAUGGAUGGAGCACGUAAAACUAGAAAGGCUAAAACAAGUGAAUGGAAUGUUUCCACGACUGAACCCCAUUCUACCCCCUAAAGCCCCUGCGGUCUCUCCUCUCAUAGGAAAUGGCACACAGUCCAACAACACCUGCAGCUUGGGUGGGCCCAUGACGCUUCUCCCAGGCAGAAGCGACCUCUCUGGGGUGGACGUCACCAUGCUGAACAUGCUCAACAGGAGGGACAGCAGCGCCAGCACCAUCAGCUCCGCCUACCUGAGCAGCCGCCGCUCCUCAGGGAUCUCGCCCUGCUUCUCCAGCCGCCGCUCCAGCGAGGCGUCGCAGGCUGAGGGCCGGCCGCAGAACGUGAGCGUGGCUGACUCCUACGACCCCAUCUCCACCGACGCCUCGCGCCGCUCCAGUGAGGCCAGCCAGAGCGACGGCCUGCCCAGCCUGCUCAGCCUCACGCCCGCCCAGCAGUACCGCCUCAAGGCCAAGUACGCGGCUGCCACAGGAGGGCCGCCGCCCACGCCCCUGCCCAACAUGGAGAGAAUGAGCCUAAAGACGCGCCUGGCGCUGCUCGGGGACGCCCUCGAGCCUGGCGUGGCCCUGCCUCCCGUCCAUGCCCCGAGGAGGUGCAGCGACGGGGGAGCCCACGGCUACGGGCGACGCCACCUGCAGCCGCACGAUGCGCCAGGCCACGGCGUGAGGAGGGCCAGCGACCCCGUGCGGACGGGCUCCGAGGGCCUGGCCCUGCCGCGAGUGCCGCGCUUCAGCAACCUCAGCAGCUGCAACCCCCCGGCGAUGGCCUCGUCCGCGGAGAAGCGCAGCCUCGUGCUUCAGAAUUACACGCGGCCCGAGGGCGGUCAGUCCCGAAACUUCCACUCGUCCCCCUGUCCUCCCAGCAUCACCGAGAACGUCACCCUGGAGUCCCUGACCAUGGACGCCGAUGCCAACUUGAACGAUGAGGAUUUCCUGCCGGACGACGUGGUGCAGUAUUUAAAUUCCCAGAACCAAGCAGGGUACGAGCAGCACUUCCCGAGCACCCUCCCGGACGAGAGCAAAGUGCCCCACGGGCCCGGUGACUUUGACGCGCCCGGGCUGCCAGACAGCCACGCUGGCCAGCAGUUCCAUGCCCUCGAGCAGCCCUGCCCCGAGGGCAGCAAAACCGACCUGCCCAUCCAGUGGAACGAAGUCAGCUCCGGAAGCGCGGAACUGUCCUCCUCCAAGCUCAAGUGUGGCCCGCGGCCCGCUGUGCCACAGACUCGCACCUUUGGGUUCUGCAACGGCAUGGUCGUCCACACGCAGAACCCCUUGAGGAGCGGGCCUGCUGGGGGCUAUCAGACCCUCGGGGAGAACAGCAACCCCUACGCUGGCCCAGAGCACUUGAUGCUUCACAACAGCCCCGGAAGUGGCACCAGUGGAAACGCUUUCCAUGAACAGCCCUGUAAGGCCCCGCAGUAUGGGAACUGCCUCAACAGGCAGCCAGUGGCCCCUGGUGCGCUCGACGGUGCCUGUGGUGCCGGAAUUCAAGCCUCAAAGCUGAAGAGCACCCCCAUGCAAGGGAGCGGGGGCCAGCUGAAUUUCGGCCUGCCAGUAGCACCAAAUGAGUCAGCUGGCAGCAUGGUGAAUGGCAUGCAGACCCAGGACCCGGUGGGACAGGGGUACCUGGCUCACCAGCUCCUCGGCGACAGCAUGCAGCUCCCGGGGGCAGGACGCCCCCGUCAGCAGAUGCUUGGGCAGGUUAGUGCUACCUCACACAUCAACAUCUAUCAAGGGCCAGAGAGCUGCCUGCCAGGGGCUCACGGCAUGGGCAGCCAGCCGUCAAGCUUGGCAGUUGUCAGGGGCUACCAGCCGUGUGCCAGCUUUGGGGGCAGCAGGCGCCAGGCUAUGCCAAGGGACAGCCUUGCUCUGCAGUCAGGACAGCUCAGUGACACAAGUCAGACCUGCAGGGUGAAUGGCAUCAAGAUGGAGAUGAAAGGGCCGCCGCAUCCGCUGUGCUCUAAUCUGCAGAAUUACUCUGGUCAGUUCUAUGACCAAACCGUGGGCUUCAGUCAGCAAGACAUGAAAGCUGGUUCAUUCUCCAUUUCAGACACCAGCUGCCUGCUACAGGGGACCAGCGCCAAAAAUCCUGAGUUACUUUCCCCAGGUGCUAAUCAGGUGACAAGCACAGUGGACAGCCUCGACAGCCAUGACCUGGAAGGGGUACAGAUUGACUUCGAUGCCAUCAUAGACGAUGGGGACCACUCCAGCCUGAUGUCAGGGGCCCUGAGCCCAAGCGUCAUUCAGAACCUUUCCCAUAGCUCCUCCCGCCUCACCACGCCUCGGGCGUCCCUCCCAUUCCCAGCGCUGUCCAUGAGCACCACCAACAUGGCUAUAGGGGACAUGAGUUCUUUGCUGACCUCCCUAGCGGAAGAAAGCAAAUUCCUUGCAGUUAUGCAAUAGGCUUUAGGAAAAAGGGACUGCAACCAACGUAAAUCAAUAGGAGUUGAAGAGAUUAAGCUGACUUUGUUUUGGCUGUUUUUUUAGUUCUGUAUGUAUUUUAGCAAUCUCAUCUCACCUAACGGAGAUGUGUUUCAAAUAUAUUCCUUUUAUGGAAAAGGACUCUGAAAAACCCUAAAGUAUUCUAGGGAGAAACUGUCUUCCAUUUCAGUUUUGAAUCAGUAUUGUUACACACAGACCACCCUCUUUUUUUAAAAAAAACAAAAACAAAAAAACAAAACUGUAAGCCCCACCCCUUUUUAGUAAACCUAUGUAAAUGUGUGAUGUGCAUAUUCUUUCUUUUAGAAGAGCAGUCAAAUUAAAGGAUUUGACAUGUUUUGCUGUUGCUCAAAGGAAAUAGGAGUUGGUGUGCUUGUGACCAAGGGGUUACACUUCCAGCUUUUAAAAUUCUCCUUUACAUGUGCUCAGUGUUUUGUUUUGUGUUUUGGUUUCUUAUUUCUUAUUUGGUUUUUUAUUUUAAUUCCCACAUUGGGCACAAGAAUCAGAAUAUGGAUAGCGAGUUUAAGAAUCUUUUGUGGGUGCACUGUAGCAUAGAUGACAGAAUAUUGAUGUUUUCCCCAUCCCCAAUUCAGUUCAGGGCAUACUUUCCACAGUUAUACAGAAAUGGAAAUGCGGGGCUCUUGUACAUGAAAUAGGCGCUCACAGUUUUGGUUUUCAGCUCUUCAUGUCUGUAAGUGUGUUUUCGGGGAGGCUAUGUCUGUAUGGUUUGUUCUCACUUAUCACAUUUGCCUCUCCUCCCACUACCUUCAUGAACAGUUAGUGUUGUUUGGCACUGCAGUUAAAGAUAAGGGACUGGCAGUUGGUGACAGUUACAUUGCUACUUUUCUCUGUUCUGGUAAGAAGUUAGAUAGAUUGUAGAUUGAAGCAUUUGGGUAGAAUUAGUUGGGGGAAUAUUUGUGGGUUGCUGUGUUUGUUGAUUAGUUCCAUCUCUCCCAUUUUAACUGAGAAUUGAUUAUAUAUAGCUCUAAGUAUAUAGGUAUUUAAACAACCCAACAAGCGGCUGUAUCAGUAACAUUUAUUAAUUCCACUAUAGUGAAGGAGGAUUUCCAUUUUAAAUACCUUAUUUUGAGGGAUUUAUAAAACUUAGUUGUAAAAGAGAAAGCCCACAUAGUGGGAAUAAAUUGCUUCAGCCAUUUUUAGUAUUUGAGAGCACUAGGGAAGAUGUUUAGUAGCUGUGUGGAUGCCUUUUUUCACACCCUGUCUAUUGAAUGCUGCAUCCAUUCACGAAGUUAAGUGUUAUAUGCAGUUAGUCCUUAAUGUGGACUGGAUCUGUACUUUUGGAUUAAAACAUUUAAAGAUUUUUGAAGUGCAGCUGCUUCCCAUGUGCGUUUGAUACACAUAAAAGUCAUACUGUGUGUGCACAAAGAGUACAUGGAUUUUCCAGCAUAUUGCUUUUAAAAAUAUGUAAACUAUUAAAAUAUUAACACCUCAGGCUACCUGCUGUAUUCUGUCCCAUUGACCCCGGAAUUGGAUUUAUUGCAAGUGAUUGAUAAUUCAAUUAUGUGGCUUUUCCCCUUUAAUCCUGCCAUUUAAAUUACAGAAGAAAGACAAAAUCAAGUAAAAUAAAGUGUUAGAUAAUAGAAAGAGUGUUAGGACGAGCCCACUUUUCUCAUAUUUAUGUUCUUUCAUUUGGACCAAGAAUCUCUCCGCAUGGAGGCUGAUUUGCUGUUGGGGACUUUGGCUAAGACUAUUGGGUUUGCUUUCAACUAGAUGUUCCUGAGACGAGCAGAGGGAUGCCGCAAUUUCCCCUCCAUGCCUGCUAUCCUCCCCCAUGUAAGUCUUCUUUGAAAUUAAAGGAUGUGUCUCCUUUGGAACAACCCCAUAACAAAAGAGAACUGCUGAUCUGAGCAUAGGAGAGUGGAGGCUCUACCACUUUUCAGCUGAAAAAGCAAGGUUUUCUCUGUGUUUCUGAAACAGGGCAUGAUAUUGUCACAAAAUCAGAGAUCCAGUCUCACUUUUCCACAAAUCUCCAAAUCUCCGGUUUUAUCUUGUGUGCUCUAAUGGUUUGGCUCAAUUCCUUUCCAACUCUUGUUUUCAAAGCUUGGGGCCUGAGUGUUCUCCAGUCCUCCUGAGAAAGGAGCUUGGAUGGAAGGCACCAUGCUGGCCUCCUCCAUCAGAGGGCUUUUCCAGUAGUAUUCUUCGAUGCAACCUCCAUUUCUCAGUUACCAUCAUUUCCUGUAUCAGCUUUGUCCUUCCCGAGGGGUGCACAGUGAUCUGGUCCACCUCUGUUGUUGUCUUGUGCUUCUACUCUUUCCUGUGGUUUCAGGUUGUUUUCUGGGUUUCCCCCAUUCAUAUAUAUAUAUACACACACACACACACACAUAUAUAUAUAUAUUUGCUUUCAUUUCUACUGCUUUUAGAUUUCCAGGAGAUGCUAGUUUCAGCUCAAUGUUUGACUUCUCUCAAUAUGGAAAUUUCAGAAGGAUGGAGGAGAGGAGAGAGAGAAGAAGAAAGUGUACUCCUCCAGAAUUUCAGUGAUCUGGCGUGGCAGUCCAGUGGAAGGAAGGUCUUUUGAGGUCUCUUAGAAGUAUCCUUUUGGGACGUCCUUUUGGGAUCUCUGUAGGCUAGGCAUCUCAUAUCUUGAGACUCACCCCCAGCCUCCAAGCCUGUCUCCAUUUCUGUAACCUGCGCAUUUAGAGCGAGAGGACCGCCUCACUAGUGUCACCAUCCUGCCUUUUCUAAAACAUGCAGGCUCACACACAGUACUCCUGCUUAAUGUCUGUGUUAAACUUUUUCUAACCAUUUUUGUUUUGUUUUUCUGAAAAAGUUAACCCCUCCCAACUCCUCACACACUGGCUCUUCCUCUUGAGCCACAAAGUUUUGAUUCUUGCGAUGUAUGUGCCUUAUUUUAUGUUAAUCUUGUCAAUGAGAGGGACCAGUUGGUGUUGCCCAGUCAGCACUCUGAGGCUGUGUGUGCACCAGCCAGAGAGCGCACAGUGGUAGCAGAGUCGAGGCUGUCUUGUAUCCUGGUUUCCGGUGUUGUUUUGAACUGAUAGGAGGAUGUUCUCUUCUGACAAGUUACCCUUGUGUAUCCUGCAGACGUGUAAAAUAAAAUACAAGUUCAUUUUUUUCACCUUUUUUAGAUUUUUAAAAAAUAAAAUGUGUAAUCCUUUUUUAAAAGAAACACAUGUAAAUACAUUUAAGUAUUGUAGGCAUAGCGUUCAGAUGUGACUGGCCCAGGCAUUCCUCGGACAAGCCUGCAUUCCCCGUGAUCACGCCCACCUCAAGCCCAGGGGCUGCAGCACAGCCACAGAUGAACUCUACCUUUGCUUUCAGAACCACUUAGUCCUUUUGUAACAAAGAAAAAAAAUGUUUCUUACAAUGUCAAUAAAAAAUUCUUUGUACGGAAA
Messenger RNA from Cercocebus atys (sooty mangabey), 10853 nucleotides. RefSeq names its product GLI family zinc finger 3 (gene GLI3). Gene Ontology annotation, molecular function: RNA polymerase II cis-regulatory region sequence-specific DNA binding; DNA-binding transcription factor activity, RNA polymerase II-specific. Bases 2881 to 7446 code for a protein of 1521 amino acids. The transcript is spliced from 14 exons. Gene Ontology annotation, cellular component: nucleus. Gene Ontology annotation, biological process: smoothened signaling pathway; regulation of transcription by RNA polymerase II. The record is from RefSeq and is a predicted model, not a curated record. Lineage: Eukaryota; Metazoa; Chordata; Mammalia; Primates; Cercopithecidae.